UUGGCAGCUGAGGAGCAGAUUGAGACUAAAAACAUGGAUUUACCCCGGCCGCUCCUUCUCCUCCUGUGUGCCCUCCACUUCACCUUGAAUGGAGUGUUGAGCAAACACACAGAUCACAGAAACCUGUUCACACAGAGAGUGUGCUGCAAAAGACAGAGUCACUUUGUUUACAUUGGACAAGACAUCUCUGGGAGUCCUGUCAGUGUUGAUGUAGGGAUGUGCAGGUCUCACUGUGGGGGAGCAGUCAGGUCAUCACAUGAAGCAGGGCAGCAGGAAUACUCAAAACACUCCUCAAUGUUGGAAUUUCUCAGGAGCAAAAAGACAAUAACACGCAGACCCACACCUCCAGACAGCCCGGAGCUGCUGAGCCAGCUGCCCUCCUGCGGGGUUAACCAGGUGUGUGAGCCGACCGGGGUGCGUGUAGACCGGGUGCUUCUGAUGGAGGGACCCCGGGAGGUGGAGGUGAUCCAGGAGUGUCAGUGCGACAUUAAGCUGAGUCAGUGCAUCCGCGUCCCCGCACUCAAGACUUACUACUCCGAUACACCCUACGAGACGGUCAUCGAUGUAGGAGGAUGCUCCAGGUCCAAGGGUACACCAGAGGGCUUUUCCUGUCUACCCACAAAGUUUGACUCAGCCUUUGUGGAAACUCCAAACAAAGUGGACCUCAUUCAGACAGUGGCUGCCUGUGACCUGAAGGAGAGCUGUUACAGGGUUCCAUACGUGGAGUAUUACUACGAAAUAGUCCAACACGCAGACGGAGUCAAAGAGGAAAGACUUAAAGAAAUAGAUGUGGGCAGAUGUUUGGGAGGCUGCACUACAGGAAAACGAUGCCUUCUCAGGAGUCCAUCUGAUCCAAAAAUCUGCCACUUAUGGGCAGACAGAGAGUCCAGUUCCUGUGCUCCUCAAGGCUACGAGAGCCACAGCUUCCUAAACCAGCAUGGACAGAUCCGCACGGUCCACUCCAUCACUUCCUGCCUCUGCCAGAACUGAACACUGCGCCCUCUACUGGAGAAUAACAUCUUAUCCCUUCUGAGAAGCUGAAAGAUUUGAAUCCACAAAAGUUACAGCUUAUUACAGACCCCAUCCCAAUACUGAAACAUAUGUUUAAGAGCUUGCUUCCCUAAAGUAUUAUUGUAUUAUAUGUAAUAUAUGUAAAAAUGAUAAUUUUGUAAAUAAAUUUAAUACAACAAUCUUUAA
Notolabrus celidotus (New Zealand spotty) is the source of this 1197-nucleotide messenger RNA. RefSeq lists its product as uncharacterized. The transcript has 7 exons. The record is from RefSeq and is a predicted model, not a curated record. Bases 34 to 990 code for a protein of 318 amino acids. NCBI's taxonomy places the organism in Eukaryota, Metazoa, Chordata, Actinopteri, Labriformes, Labridae.